Messenger RNA from Strongylocentrotus purpuratus (purple sea urchin), 730 nucleotides. Its product is annotated as carbonyl reductase [NADPH] 1-like. The record is from RefSeq and is a predicted model, not a curated record. The transcript is spliced from 2 exons. Bases 4 to 384 code for a protein of 126 amino acids. NCBI's taxonomy places the organism in Eukaryota, Metazoa, Echinodermata, Echinoidea, Camarodonta, Strongylocentrotidae. Gene Ontology annotation, molecular function: carbonyl reductase (NADPH) activity.
AUUAUGGGGACUACGUGCAUUUUCAUUUGCAGGUGCUGCAAGAUGGAAACUAACGCAGCAAACGGAUGGUCAGAAUGGUCCUAUGGGGUUGGUAAACUCGGUGUUAUCCUACUGUCAAAGAUACAGGCUGAAAAGAUAUCACUAGAUGAAUCGAAACAGGAUAUACUUGUCAAUGCGUGUUGCCCAGGCUUUGUACAAACCGACAUGACCGCUGACUUACCGGACAACCAAUAUGGAGGCAACAAGGUUACGACCGUAGAGGGCGCAGAUACUCCAGUUUUAUUAGCACUUCUUCCACCAGGCGUGAAAGAGCCAAACGGACAGUUCUUAUUGAAAAGAAAGAUAUAUGACUUUAUCAACACUGACGUCUCCAUCCAAAUAUGACAUCCAGUAGAGCUGAAUUUGUCAACUGAAAUGGACCCAAAGGAUGAAUAUUUACGCAUGAUUAUGAUGAAAAUAUCCUGUGCUGUUCGGACUAAUGUACUUUCGUGCCGCAAGUAAACUGUAAUCUUAACCUCAAACUGUCUACAAACAGUCUGAACCGUGGACAUAAUUUAGCUUUGUGAUACCAUGAGAGCAAUCAGACAAUUUAAUAAAAGGAUUGCAAUCCCAUAAGUCGAAUUGACAGCUAACGGUCGUUAUUUUCCCUCAAAAAGACAUUUUCAAGCCCUUUCGUUUUGGUUAAAUUCCAACGGCAUUUAAAAGAUAAUACUAAUUUAGAACUUCCCUA